CCCACUCUCCUGCUUUUGGGUUUCCCAUAAGAGCGUCGAUGGCCUCUUCAACACCUUCCACGGAGACACCAAACCCUUCUCCGUCCCCUUCGUGUAGUGCUCGGGCAACGUCUUCAGGAGCCCAGCUGCAGAGGGAUGUCUUCAAAGAUAUCGUAAAGAACAGAGGCCUCGAUUCCCACUUCAAAAUUGACUCUUCUGGCACCACUGAUUACCAUGAGGGAAGUUAAUUUAGCAGACCCAAGAAUGAGGGCAGGCUCUAAAAGGCAUGGGAUUGAGAUUACAUCUAUUUCAAGGCCAAUCCGGCCGUCUGACUUCAGAGAUUUUGAUCUUAUUCUUGCAAUGGAUAAACAAAAUAGAGAGGAUAUACUGGAGGCUUUCAACAGGCUGAUAUGCUCUUAUUGUAAGAAACAUGAUGAAAUCGAAGUUCCAGAUCCAUACUAUGGUGGACCCCAAGGUUUCGAGAAGGUUGUGAUUUUUGUUUCCAUGGCAGGUUGUAGACUUGCUUGAAGGUGCAUGUGAAUCAUUGUUGGACAGCAUCUUGGUAGAGAACAGUCAUCUAAAUUCUUAAGUUCGGCAUGAAAGCCGGUCAAAUCCAUCUCGGGCUGAUUAUCAGCUGAAUAAAUAUCAAUACAUCCACAAUGUUCACCGUGGUUGGCUUAAUGGACCUCUUACUAUCCCUCUUUGUCAGUUGCCUGAUUAUUGUAUUUUGUAUAUGCUUUGCAGAUUAACCGAGUCACUGAACCUACCAGAAUAUGUAUGAAGAGAUACCAAACCAAACCAGGUGAUAUGUUUCAUUCAUAUCUAUAGGUGUUAGCUUGUGAGUUAGUUCUUGGAUGGAUCCUGAACAUGAGUGAAGUGUGAUCUAUUGGAUUAUCUAAAAAUGCAGUCAUUCGAAUAUCAAUGAUUGUUUGCUUGAUUUUCAUUAUGAAACACUAGCCAAUGUGGUGUCACAUAGCCUUGGGUUCCCCCAGUGGCCCUAUUUUCAGUUUCCAUGCAAGAGAUUUGGUCAGACUAUCAGAGGGCUUUUAGUAAAAUUCCCAGAGAAUCGACUAGGAUUAGUGAAAGGAGUUGCAAAGAUCAAACAGCACCCUUUCUUUGAAGGCCUAAAUUGGGCUCUUAUACGCUGUGCAACACCACCAGAGAUGCCAAAUUUCAGCAAUGCUGGAAUUGGUGCACCUGUUACAGCUCCACAAACAGGGGCAAACAGAGUUUGAUAUGUUUUAGCUAGAGCUUAUCAAAUAUUUGAUGGGGAUCAAGUCUCAGUUUCUGCUUAACAGUGAGUUGUUUCUGAUCCCAUUUUAACUUAUAUAAUAGCAUUGUGUAUAAAUAUAAAUGUAAUUCCUAA
Messenger RNA from Rubroshorea leprosula, 1345 nucleotides. The record is from the annotation of a GenBank genome assembly. Lineage: Eukaryota; Viridiplantae; Streptophyta; Magnoliopsida; Malvales; Dipterocarpaceae.